AACGUGAAAUUUUGUAGCAAUUCGAGUGACCAAACUUGCAAUUAAUCCAUUUUAUUUCACAAUGUGUAUGUCAGUUGAAAUGAAUUUCUUACUUGUGACUUGUGAAUGAUGUAACGAUGUGAAAUUUGCCAAACCUAUUACACCUUUUUAUACCCGAAACAACAGCCAACUUGUCUGCGGUUAACAUUACUUUUUUAUAUCUGGAAAAGUGAGGAAUGUUUAAUGAAUUAGUAUUUCUCAGAUUCAUGCGUGCUUCUUUUGAUCACCAUGAGAAAAAAAAGGUUUAGCGAUCUCUCACUCCAAUAAUGGUGAUGCCAGUCAGUCACAAGUAGAGCGAACCCACAAAACACUCCUCCUCCUGAGAUCAAUAAUUAUUCCCUCCUCCUCCGACGAGCCGCCGGCGCCGGAACUCCUACUCACUACUACGUACUCCGAUGGCUGCUCUCCUGGCGACCGGCUUAAGGGCUCUCUUCCUGGCCAUGUCAUGCACGUUCGCCGCCAUUGCCAUCUACACGUACUACAACCAUCCAGCCUACCGCAAAGAGACCUACACCACAUGGUUGUGUGCCGCCAUCACUGAGUUCUACAUCCACAUGUCUCCCUUGGCGCUGUGGGUUGCCUACAAGGAGUCCAACUUUGUGCGUGCAGCCAUUUGGAUACUUGCGAUGAUCCCUUCCGGCAGUGCAGGGAUAUGCGGCUACAUAUUUAUUCAGUUUCUCAAGUUGUCGCCUCAAGAAUCUGCCCAAGACCCGAUUCACCAUGUGCUAUUGCGCCAUGAACACAAGAACUGCAAGUCGUCGUCUUCUUCUUCUUCUUCUUCUUCAAUGGUCGCUUCAAGAACCGCUUUCAUAAGUCUGGGUUGUUUAAUGAUAGCAGCUCUGGUUUCCGCCGUCUAUAUUGCCGGAUCUCCUUUCCGUAUGGAGGUCCUGCUCGCCCCGUGGGUCAUAACAACACUGAUCGACUCCGCUUUCGUCACUGUGACUCUUUCGGUGUGGGUUUUCUACAAGGAAACAAGUUGGUUAAGUGCUUCCCUGUGGGUGAUUCUACUCAUCUGUCUUGGCAGUCUUGCUGUUUGUGCUUACAUGACGAAGCAGCUGUUUCUUCUCAGUUCUCAUGAUCCAGUCUACCAAGUUUUGCUGAGAGAUGACAACUGUGCUACUGAUGCCAAGGUUCCUCUUCUGAGCAGUUCGGUGGAUCAGUUCGAUCGAUCGAGUGGCCAGGGGAACUGAUGAUGCUUGAAACUCAAACCUACGUACCGAUCUAUUAAUGCUGACCUAGCUCGAUCGAUCAAUUUUCAGCUGAAGACCAUUAAUCUCUAUCUACCUGGACUUGCCUCUCAAUGAGGCUCUAUCUUCUCUGUUGUAUUCUUCUUCUCUUUGUAGUACUGCACUCUUCGUAAGGAUCAUCUCCUUAUAUACGUACUAGUCUCCCCAAAAAAAAGAUUAAGGCCAUAAGUUUUUGUUAUAAACGCGCUGCUACGGAUCGGGAAAUCGCCGGAAUCGAUAAAGCAAGAAUACGAAAGCGAGAAUCGAAAAACACAGACACACGAUUUACGUGGUUCACUAACACGAUGUGUGUUAGCUACGUUCACGGGUGAGAGAGAGAGCCAGUUUCACUAUAUCAAGGAGAUUACAGAUUACAGAGGAGUAUGAGAAGUAUUUAUAGUACUUCUCCAUGUGGGUCUAAACCUAAUCCAAUCUGGCAAAGGAAACGGUUGGUCCAGACCAAACCGGACCCAAUGAACUGUUGGUUCAAUCCUCAACCCUAUGAUGUAUUUCAGUAUUGGACCGCGGUUCUCAAGAGUUUGGUCCGGAUCGGGAACAUUUCACACCCGUUGCUCCGCCAAUGCUUGAAGUAUCAAAAGUUUUGAGAAUUUUUAUGUGUUUGGAAUAUAAAGAAAAUCAUUUUAAAUUCUAAAAUUUGGAUUUUGAGGAAUUGAGGUUAGUUUUAGCAAUUAUGAUGAAUUGAGAUGAAAUUUCCAAAUAAAUUACACAAGUAUUUUCAUAAUUACAAUAAAAUGACAGAACUAUCCUCACACCACUACUCCAUAUUUCUGCGCCUAACUUUCCUUGCUUAGUCGCUACUUAACCUAAUGUAUAAUCAUGUGGAGAACAACCUUUUUUUAGCUCAAGAGAAAAAUGGAUUAUAGAGAAUAUUUUUAACAGAUGGAUCUUAAAAGUAUUUAAAAUUUAAUAUUUAAAUGAAAUAAAUUCUCAAAUCAUUUAAUUCCAUCGGUAGAGUUUCUUGGGAAGAAAACUUUUACAUGAAUUAAGCACUUAUACAGUUAUACGGGUACGAAACCAAACUAUUUGGCAACACCGGGACGUAGAUCAUGCAAGCAUCAUGAAAUUUCCAUCUCAAUGGUCCAAAUAAGAUUAUUUUUUUGGUGAUGAGAUAUCUUUUAAUAAAUUUAAAUCAAAACUCAAUUAUAUUAUAAUUGUCUAAAUCAAAUUAUGGUAGCAAGUGGUUUGUGGCCUAAACCUUGUGGGAAUAUUGUACAGCUGGUACUCCACACAGUGUAAUUUAACUAUUUAAGUCAAUAAUUGGCUUAAAAUUUUUAAUGAUAUAAAUAUUUUAUUAGUGAUUAAGAGACAUACAGGAAAUAAAUUUCGGCCAAGUGGCAAGAAAGCUUUCUUAUUAUAGGUUUGGUGGAUGGUCCAGUAGCGUCCCUUUUAUUGUUUGCUAGAUUUCUUUUCCGGAUAUUUAUGGCAAAAAAAUAAUAAUCUAAAUUUGUAUAAUAUAAAUUGAGCUAGGACCAGCCUGAACUGAUGUGGUAAUCUGUGCCAACUUUUUUUUUUUAAAUGGACGCAGGGCAUGAGGGAAUGACACUUUAAUUUACGCAUCCCAAAAGGAGGGGGAAUUAUACAAUACAAUUUUGAGAAGCAGGUAUUGAUCAAAGCAAGUAUGCCACUAAGAGUUUAAAUAGACUAGGAGUGAUAAUGGGUUGGGUCAAAAGCGACCCAUUAUCUUAGCUAAACUAUGUUCGGGUUUUACUCAUAUUCAUAUUCAUACAAGAAUCAAAUAAAAAAAAAAUUAAAAU
Linum trigynum is the source of this 3040-nucleotide messenger RNA. NCBI's taxonomy places the organism in Eukaryota, Viridiplantae, Streptophyta, Magnoliopsida, Malpighiales, Linaceae. The record is from the annotation of a GenBank genome assembly.